GAAGGAUUGUGUUACGAUUAAAAAAUUCUUUUUCGUAGAAUUAAGAUUUUAGCGUAAGUAUGUAUGUACAAUUUAUUCCACUGUAUAUUUUACGUUUUCAAUCCUCCAUAGUAAUCAAUAUAUUGAUGUAUCUGUUAGCAACAGAUGCCUAAAAAUGAUAUUGUCAAGAGCUAAACCGGUCUCUUCUGAGGGAGUGAAAAAAUCAGCAUCAGAGAAAAAGAUUCCUAAAUUAGAAGAGUUCUUGGAGAAGCGUGAUUAUACCGGUGCUUUAACGCUUUUAGAAUUCAACAAUGCUUCAGAGAACAAUUUAAGCUCUGAACUAUGGAUGGGUUAUUGUACUUUCCACCUGGGCGACUACAAACGUGCAGCAACGAUAUACGAAAAUUUGAGGAAGAAAGAUCAAGUUCCAACAUAUGUAUCCACAAAUUUAGCAUGUUGUUAUUUCUAUCUUGGAAUGUACCCUGAAUCGCAACAAAUUUUGGAGGAUGCUCCGUACAGUAAACUGAAGAAUAGACUAUUAUUCCAUUUAGCUCAUAAAAUGGGCAACGAACCAAAAUUAAUGGAGUACAAUCAUAUGCUGGAGGAUGUAAUCGAGGAUCAACUAUGUUUGGCAUCUAUUCAUUAUCUUAGAGCUCACUAUCAAGAGGCAAUUGAUGUAUAUAAAAAGAUUCUAUUAGAUAACAGGGAAUAUUUUGCAUUAAACGUGUAUGUUGCUUUGUGUUAUUACAAACUAGACUACUAUGAUGCAGCUCAAGAAGUUCUUCAAGUUUACUUGCAGAAGUAUCCUGACAGUGCAAUUGCAAUUAAUCUAAAAGCAUGCAAUCAUUUUCGACUGUACAAUGGUACAGCUGCACAGAAUGAAAUGAAGCAAUUACUAGAAAAAAUGUCCAAUUCCUUCAGCUUCAGUCAUGACUUGAUAAGACACAAUACAGUUGUAUUUAAAGGUGGAGAAGGUGCCUUACAGAUUCUACCGAAUUUAGUGGAUGUUAUACCAGAGGCUAGGCUCAAUUUAGUAAUAUAUUAUUUGAAACAAGACGACGUGCGAGAAGCGUUCGAAUUAAUUAAAGAUCUCGAGCCAGCUGUGCCACAAGAAUACAUCUUAAAAGGAAUAGUUAAUGCAGUGAUGGGACAAGAAACUAAUUCCCGUGACAAUAUAAAAACUGCACAACAGUAUUUUCAACUAGUGGGUUCCUCUGCAUCAGAGUGUGACACCAUACCUGGUAGACAAUGUAUGGCUUCUUGUUUCUUUCUAUACCGUCAAUUCGAAGAUGUCUUAGUAUAUCUAAGCUCCAUCAAGACAUACUUCUCUAACGAGGACAACUUUAAUUUUAAUUACGCCCAGGCACGAGCAGCAGCAGGUUACUUUAAGGAGGCUGAAGAGGCUUUCCAGAACGUUAGAAAUGAAAGAUACAAAAAUGAUUACAUCUAUAUCAGCCUCUUGGCACACUGCUAUAUAAUGAAUAAGAAACCACAACUGGCUUGGGAUUUGUACUUGAAAAUGGAUACCUCAACAGAGUCAUUUAAUCUAUUACAAUUAAUAGCGAAUGACUGUUACAAAGUUGGUGAAUUUUGGUAUGCUGCUAAAGCGUUUGAUAUGUUAGAACGUAUGGAUCCUAGUCCAGAAAAUUGGGAAGGGAAACGCGGUGCUUGUUGUGGAACGUUUCAGUAUAUUGUGGCUGAUAGACAACCAAAGGAGUUGUUACCCGAAAUCAUCCAACUUCUCAAGAAUACUUCUAAUUCACAAGUGGAGCAAAUUAUUCGAGUAAUGCGUAAAUGGGGUAAAGAUAACAGGAUUAAUUGCUGAUGAUGAAAAUCGAGAGGUUUUUGGCCGACGUUAUCGUUGCAUUAUCAAAAGUGUCCUUAUCGUACAGUAAAUAUUCGUACAGUAAAUACUAACGUGUUUGAUAUGUGUACACAAAUUAUGUGUAUGAAUUUUGAUAGAUAGACGUACGAGAAAUAUUUGCGUGUAAAAUUCUAUACGAAUGACAUUAACACGUACCGUUAAUGAUUUAAUAUAAAAUAGAUAUAUUUAAACUGUGAUACACUCAUUUUAUAAUAAUAAUAUAAUAAUAAUAUUAAUAAUCAUCGUAAUAGCAAUAAUAAUUAAAUUUUAACAAACACAAUCGGUGAAUUGUAAAAACACCAUAAUCAAUGGCAUACACCACAUACGCAUACUUGCACAUCUCCGAUCAAAGAUUCGACAUUCUUCGGAACAGAAUGGAUUUUUCGAAAAUUGCACGGGAUUAUAUUUCCUCGAUCAUUCGAUGCAAUUUUCUAAAAACAAUUCCGAUGGAAUGGCUUGCUGAAGUUCAGCGAAAGAAACGAAGGAC
Messenger RNA from Osmia bicornis bicornis, 2330 nucleotides. It is a transcript of the gene Ttc26, whose product is annotated as intraflagellar transport protein 56. The transcript has 7 exons. Gene Ontology annotation, cellular component: ciliary basal body; ciliary base; intraciliary transport particle B. Gene Ontology annotation, molecular function: protein binding; intraciliary transport particle B binding. Bases 155 to 1804 code for a protein of 549 amino acids. The record is from RefSeq and is a predicted model, not a curated record. NCBI's taxonomy places the organism in Eukaryota, Metazoa, Arthropoda, Insecta, Hymenoptera, Megachilidae. Gene Ontology annotation, biological process: intraciliary transport involved in cilium assembly; intraciliary anterograde transport.